Messenger RNA from Tribolium madens (black flour beetle), 3484 nucleotides. RefSeq names its product 2-oxoglutarate dehydrogenase, mitochondrial-like. The transcript is spliced from 11 exons. The coding region runs from base 29 to 3220 and encodes 1063 amino acids. Gene Ontology annotation, cellular component: mitochondrion; oxoglutarate dehydrogenase complex. The record is from RefSeq and is a predicted model, not a curated record. NCBI's taxonomy places the organism in Eukaryota, Metazoa, Arthropoda, Insecta, Coleoptera, Tenebrionidae. Gene Ontology annotation, molecular function: thiamine pyrophosphate binding; oxoglutarate dehydrogenase (succinyl-transferring) activity. Gene Ontology annotation, biological process: tricarboxylic acid cycle.
CUUUUUGUUUUCCCACCUUGGUUUUAGGAUGUACAGGGCAAGAGCGAUCGUAAACAGCCUCACCGGAGUCCAGGGACACUUCGCGGGGUGGCUCCUCGUCAAGAACACACCGGGGGUGCUUAGCUGCUCGACGGUGAGGAGCUACAAUGUGCCCGCCGCCUCCGAACCCUUCCUGAAUGGGAGCUCCAGCCAGUAUGUGGAGGACAUGUACAAUGCCUGGCUGGCGGACCCCUCGAGCGUCCACGCGUCAUGGGAUUCGUUCUUCCGGAAUUCCGCCUCCGGCGGGGCCGGUUACCAAUCGCCCCCAUCUUUAGCCCCCCUUGGCCGAAACGAAGUUCCUGUAACUUCGUUCUUGCCGGCUUUGGGCGGUGCCACCGGUACGGGGGCUGUCAGCGACAAAGUCAUCGACGAUCAUUUGGCCGUUCAAGCGAUCAUCAGGAGUUAUCAGAUCAGAGGACAUCACAUAGCUAAACUGGACCCGUUGGGCAUCAACAGUGCCGAUUUGGACGACAGGACACCACAGGAAUUGCUCUAUUCCCAUUACAGUUUCGACAGCCCCUCGAGGACCUAUUCUGGAGAAUUGAAGCGCCAGGUCCAGCAGUUCAUGAAACAGGAUGACGACAUGGAUCGGGUAUUCAAAUUACCAUCAACGACUUUCAUCGGUGGCAAAGAAAAACAAUUACCUUUGCGUGAGAUUCUUCGUCGUUUAGAAUUGACUUAUUGUCGUCAUAUCGGUGUCGAAUUUAUGUUUAUCAACAGUUUGGAACAAUGUAAUUGGAUAAGACAACGAUUGGAGACUCCCGGUGCUAUGGAGAUUAGCGCCGAUGAGAAACGAUUGAUUUUGGCCCGAUUAACACGAGCCACGGGAUUUGAAUCAUUUUUGGCUCGCAAGUGGUCGUCUGAAAAGCGUUUUGGUCUUGAAGGUUGCGAGAUUCUGAUUCCUGCAAUGAAACAAGUUAUUGAUAAAUCGACGGAAUUCGGUGUCGAAAGCAUCGUCAUGGGUAUGCCGCAUCGUGGACGUCUCAACGUCCUCGCCAACGUCUGUCGCAAACCUUUGCAUCAAUUAUUUACACAAUUUGCCGGUUUAGAAGCUGCUGAUGAUGGUUCCGGUGAUGUCAAGUACCACUUGGGUACCUACAUCGAGCGUUUGAACCGUGUCACGAAUAAAAACAUUCGAUUGGCCGUUGUUGCAAACCCUUCACAUUUAGAAGCUGUUGAUCCCGUCGUCCAGGGUAAAACUCGAGCCGAGCAGUUUUACCGCGGCGAUGGCGAGGGUAAAAAAGUCAUGUCGAUUUUAUUACACGGCGAUGCGGCUUUCUGUGGUCAAGGUAUCGUUUUCGAAACGAUGCAUUUAUCGGAUUUGCCUGAUUAUACCACUCAUGGGACGGUUCAUAUUGUUGUUAAUAAUCAAAUUGGGUUUACCACCGAUCCGAGACACUCUCGAUCAUCGGCGUAUUGUACUGAUGUGGCACGUGUGGUUAACGCACCGAUUUUCCACGUGAAUUCCGACGAUCCAGAGAGUGUAAUGCACGUGUGUAAUAUGGCGGCGGAAUGGCGGGCCACGUUCCAUAAAGAUGUCGUCAUUGACAUUGUUUGUUACCGCCGAAAUGGGCAUAAUGAAAUCGAUGAGCCGAUGUUUACACAACCACUCAUGUAUCGAAAAAUUCGUAAUACCAAACCGGCGUUGGAAAAGUACUCUGAACAAUUGGUUAAAGAAGGUGUAGUAACACAAGAAGAAGUGAAAGAUGUGAAAGAGAAAUAUGAGAAGAUUUGUGAAGAAGCACUUGAAAGUGCACGCAAAGAGACACAUAUCAAAUACAAGGAUUGGUUGGAUAGUCCAUGGUCGGGUUUCUUUGAAGGAAAGGAUCCAUUGAAAGCGAGUCCUACGGGAGUGAAGGAGGAUACAUUGGUGCAUAUUGGGAAAAGGUUUUCAUCGCCGCCACCAAAUGCCGCCGAGUUUGUGAUUCAUAAAGGUAUUGAAAGGAUUCUGAAGGCUAGGAUGGAAAUGGUUGAAGCGAGAACCAUUGAUUGGGCAUUGGGUGAAGCUAUGGCUUUUGGGUCGUUGCUCAAGGAAGGGAUUCAUGUGAGACUGUCGGGACAGGAUGUUGAACGUGGAACAUUCUCACAUAGACAUCAUGUUUUGCAUCACCAGACUGUGGAUAAGGCUACCUACAGGCCUUUGUGCAACUUGUACCCCGACCAGGCCCCCUACACCGUAUGCAACAGUUCCUUAUCGGAAUUCGGCGUCCUCGGCUUCGAGCUGGGCUACUCCAUGACCAACCCCAAUGCCCUCGUCAUCUGGGAGGCCCAAUUCGGCGAUUUCAACAACACAGCUCAAUGCAUUAUCGACCAAUUCAUCUCGUCUGGUCAAGCCAAAUGGGUGCGUCAGAGCGGUCUGGUCAUGCUCCUCCCUCAUGGUCUCGAAGGCAUGGGUCCGGAGCACUCCAGCGCCCGUCUCGAACGCUUCCUCCAGAUGUCCUCCGACGACCCGGAUUAUUUCCCACCCGAAAGUGACGAAUUCGCCGUUCGACAACUCCACGACAUCAAUUGGAUUGUGGCGAAUUGCACCACACCGGCGAAUCUUUUCCAUAUUUUGCGACGACAAAUCGCCUUGCCCUUCCGCAAACCGUUGAUUUUGAUGACACCGAAAAGUUUGUUGAGACAUCCGGAAGCUAGGAGCAGUUUUGAUGAGAUGUUGGAGAAUACUGAGUUUAAGAGGAUCAUCCCGGAUGAGAGUCCAGCGAGUCAAAAUGCGCAAAAUGUCAAGAAGGUGCUUUUCUGCAGCGGAAAAGUUUAUUAUGACUUGAGGAAAGCCCGCGAAGAGAGGAAAUUGGACAACGAUAUUGUCAUCACUCGUGUGGAACAAAUUUCGCCGUUCCCUUACGACUUGAUUAAAAACGAGUGUGCCAAAUACCCCAAUGCACAGUUGUGUUGGGCCCAGGAAGAGCACAAAAACCAAGGUUCUUGGAGUUAUGUCCAGCCGCGGUUCGAGACGGCUUUGACCGGUUCCCGGGAUGUUAUUACGGAUAACCAAGGUUGGUUCGCUAAAAUUUUUGGUAAAAAGCCAAAACCUCAACCAGUGACUGAAACUGAAACUUUACCAGAGACUAGAGUCGUUAGUUACGUUGGGAGACCCACCGCCGCUAGCCCCGCCACCGGAAGCAAAGCCCAGCAUUUGAAGGAGUUGUCGAACCUUUUGGACGACGCGAUGGCUUUGUAGAUUUAUUAAGCGUUGUAAGAAUAAUAUUUAUUGUAGUGUCACUUUAUUUAUUUUAGAAAACAGUUUAAAGGCACUGAAUAAGUUUAAAUGUAAUUAUGUAAAUAGCGGCACCAAUACUGUGUUUGUUUUACGUUUAAAUUUUUCAAAUUUUAAAUCUAGUAUUAAUACUCGAUCCACAAAGAACGGUUGAGGUUAAAGAGUAUUUUAAAAUGUUAUUAUUUAUUGUAAGGAUGGAUAUUUUUGAAUGACACUAUUGCUUAACUA